AUGGGCAAGGAUCACGACCUGGUGAUUGCAGCCAAGACCGGCAAUCUGAGCGCCGUGGAGAAGAUACUGGUGCAGAAGGCCAAGAGAACGGGACCGCUGGCUAGUUUGAGAAGAGGUGCUGGAGUAAAUACUCAAGACCAAACUGGCUUUACUGCAUUGCAUCAUGCUUCAUUAAAUGCGUACAAGGAAAUCGUUCAACUUCUCUUAUGUAACGAAGCGUCAACAAACGUGGUUGAUCAUAAAGGUGCUGCUCCACUACACUACGCUGCAUGGAGGGGCAAUGUUGACAUAGUCCGCUUGUUGCUCUGCCACGGGCCGUCAAUACCCAAUGUCAAUCAUAUGACUAAAAAUCGUGAAACUCCAUUACAUUGUGCUGCCGAACACGGUCAUUCGGGUGUGGUAGUACUACUCCUAGAACAUGGUGCUGAUCCUACUAUAAGAAAUCACAAACACGAAACUCCUUUAGACUUAUGCGCACAGUAUGGAAGACUAGAGACAGUGGAACUAAUUAUUACCAAACGACCAGAACUGAUAAGAUCGUACAAUUCUCGCGCGGCAGGUAUAAUGUUUGCUCACACUCCCUUACAUUUAGCAAGCCGAAAUGGCCACAAGACUGUAGUAGAGCUGCUAUUAUCGGCUGGAAUGGACGUCAACGUUCGUACCGGUAGCGGCACUGCACUUCACGAAGCUGCUCAAUGUGGCAAGACCGAAGUAGCUAGAACAUUACUAGACCAUGGUAUUAAUACCCAUAUACGGGAUAUCCAUAGGCGUACAGUAGAAGAUCUUUUAAAACAAUUUCCACCCAAAGCUGGUCCUGCUGUAGAAAUAGCAGCCAUGCUACAAAACCACCAGUUUAAUAAUAAUAAUGAAAGUGAUAUGGAAACCGAAAGGAGGAGUGAAAAUGGUGAUUUGGUUCCCGUACCUCUAUUAAGUAGUCCCUAUGAAAACAUGUUAUCACCUAGUCCUUCUCCCACUCGCUGGGAAAAACACAAAAGUCGCCGUGUAUCGGAAUCAUCGGCGAUUUCCGAUGGAAAUUACCAUUCUGGCCGUUGGUACAAAAAUGAACCUACUCCACUUUCUAGGUCCUUAAUAGAAUCUAGUUUUCUCUCGGGCCCUGAGUUGGACACUGUAAGUAUAAGUUCUUCGACAACUUCUAGUGGUCAUAGACCCGUAUCUUCUUCAAUCUAUUUACCAAUGGCUCCAUUGAAUCCAAGUGCACCCAAUAUUUCUCCUGGGGCAUCUAAAAGACUUACACCUGCAGCCGAUUCCCCUUCUCGAGUGUCCGCUAGCAGCAGUAGCGGACCUUAUGAAUAUUUAUACCAUGCAACUUCUGGCUCACCUUCGUCUGAUCAAAGUCGUCGAGGAGAAGUAUUACGUCGAGAGAAAUCAGCUGAUCAGUAUGUUGAAAUGAAACUACGGCCAACUUCAGGUGAAGAGCCUGUAGCGCUAACUUCAAUUUACCAAAAUGUCCCAAUUCGCACAACCAACCCCAGACGAAAGCUCAAAAGACACGAUAAAGAUCCAGGUGCAAUAUUAUCACGGGGUGGCUUGCAGUUUAAACGUGUCGAACUUGAACCUGCUACAACUAACCAGGUUAUCGUCUCCGACCAUAAUGGUUUUAUUACUACUACCAUUUCAUCAUCCAGAGAAAGUUUACUCGACGGCAAUGACACGCCUUCAGCCGACUGGCCUCUAAGUCCUACACAUUAUCGUCAACCUCCUACCCCUGAUCAUCCACCGCCAUCACCAUUGCAAGCUGAACGUAGCAUACACGCUAGAAUAAGACCACUAAGUCAGAUUUAUAGUAAUCUAAAAAGAAAAUCAAAAGAUAUGGAAACAGAAAUCGAAGAAGAUUUAUUAGUGAUUACUUGGGUACCUGAGUCUCAUGCAUUAUUGACUGAUAAAAGUGUGUCUACCUCUGAAGAAACUGCCGUAGAAGAAUUCGUAGGGGAUGCUACCUUUGCAGGAUUACUGAGGGGAUCAAUCAAUAGUAAUAGAGCAGAAAGGCCGAAGACUUUGCGUAAAUUACGUACAGUAUAUGACCCUCCGGUCAUAGCUCAAUCGCCUGGUUCCGCAGAAGAUCAGUCAAAAAGUUCUAACACUAUGUUGAGUCCGUUCGAUGAACAAGAGGAAUGGGCUAAAAUUUCUGAUUUAAUAACGAAUCUUGGAGGCGGAAAUGCUAAGGAAUCUAUGUGUAAUGAGCUUGAAAAAGAAUUCCAAGCCAGACUAGGAUUAAAUAGAUCUGAUAGUAAAGACAAAUCUCGAAUAAAUGGUAAUGAUAGUCCAUUGACGGUUGAAUCAUGGUUAUUCGGAUUGGGUUUCCAAGACUUUGUUAAUGCAUUCAUUGAAUUUGGCUAUGAUAAUUUGGACUUUAUUUGUGGCGUAUUAGUAGAAUCAGAUUUAAAAGACAUGGGUAUAGAAAACGAAACCGAUCGAACAAAGAUUUUAGAAUCUGCUAACGAUUUACCAUGCUUAGUAAAAGAAUUCUGGUCAAAGCGUUAUACUAAAGAUACGCCUAAAGCAAAAAGCAAAUCCAUUGCUGAUCUAGAUCAAGUUGACGACGAAGAAGAUGCCAAACAGAUGGAAGAAUGGUUGACUAGCAUUGGGCUGGCUUGCUACAUAGAUACGUUCCGAAAACAUUUGUAUACGGAUCUUGAGCGAAUAGCGAGAAUUUGGGAAGUGGAACUCACCGCGGUGCUAGAAAUCAACAAGCCUGGUCAUAGAAGAAGAAUACUGUCAUCUGUCGAUAACAGUAAGUCCCAGUUACUUCAAGCUGUUUCUGUCGGUGAUGGUUUAAACGAUAUUGGCAACGAUCUCAAGCAAUUGAAAAAUAACAUCCAGUCACUAAAAGAAAAAGUUGGUUCAAAACAUUCGGUUCACGUGGCGUCUGGCACUGUUACGCUUCGGCAUAACCCUAAAAAGUCCAGGCAUGCUCCUCUUCCACCACCAUUACAAAACUUUUCUAAUCGCAACAACAGUGACCUCAUAAUCAGAGGACCUUCAGAACUGCUUUUUGGCGUUCCUUCUACGCUGAUUACGCAGUGGAGACACCAGCCAGCGGCGCUGGUCACCGGAAACGUCAAAUACAUAGCCUCGUAUUUGGGUUCCACCGAGGUAAAAGAACCCAGGGGCACGGAGUCGACUAAACAGUCCAUUCAAAAACUUAAGCACGCUGUAGCCAGUGGUGCCCAACGGACGUUGCCAGAAGUGGCGCUAGUAAUAUCAUACAGAGGUGUUCGGUUUAUGGACCCCAUGUCGGGUAGUUUGGUGUGCGAGCAUGAGAUUCGCAACAUAGAUUGCGCAUGUCAAGACGCGGAUGAUUUGAACCAUUUUGCAUAUAUUACGAAAGACCAUCACACCAGUUCACAUUACAGUCACGUGUUCAGCGUGUCUUCCAUGGACCAAGCAACCGAAAUCAUUUUGACACUGGGUCAAGCGUUUGAAGUUGCCUAUCAAAUGGCACUCAAAGGUCAGACCAACACGGGCAAUCGGAACGGCAAUAACGGUCACACGAGAUCACACUCGGCCAACCACAUGUUGCCGAACAUGAUCACCGGUACUCGGGACGGUCGGAGCAGUUCCCAUCAGCACGCUAGAUCACAUUCCGUGAACGAGAUCAAAGUGAAUGGUAUCCAAAAAGGCGAGUCGAACGAAAAGUCUUAA
This is a messenger RNA of Macrosiphum euphorbiae (potato aphid), 3663 nucleotides long. Lineage: Eukaryota; Metazoa; Arthropoda; Insecta; Hemiptera; Aphididae. The record is from the annotation of a GenBank genome assembly.